AUGGCCAAAGGCCUUAUUGAGAACAGGGCCAACACCAAACAUCCAGAAUUCCCCUCUGCACAUGCUGCAGAGCGAGGGCACACCAACGUGGUGGAGGUCCUCACAGAGAAGUUCAAGUCCAAUGUGCUGGCCAGAAGUAAGAGACUCUGUGCCAGAGUGGGCAACACUGAAGUCCUAAAGGAGAUGCUCAACAGUGUUCCCUCCAGUCACCUGCAGAUGGCAGUCAACAAGCACUCCAAGGACGGCAAGGCAACUCUCCACUUGGAGAGUGGGGCGGAGUGGGGCCACGAGAACAUCGCUGACAUUCUGCUGUCCCAUAAGGCCUUUGUGAACGUUAAGACCAAGCUGAGCCUCACUCCUCUACACCUGGGGUCCCAGAACGGCUCAGCCAGCCUGGUCAGACUACUGGUGGAAACACACCUGGCCAGCAUCGACGCUCUCUCCCUGACUAAGCAGACCCCUCUCUACCUCGCUGAAAUCAGUGGACAGCUGGACGUGUGCAGCAGCCUGCUCCACCUCAGAACAUACAUCAUAACGAUGGACAGACUACCAAGAGAAAGAGAGACAUGGGCCAAUCGUGCAGAGUUCAUCCUUUCUUCAGUAGGCUAUGCAGUCGGAAUUGGAAAUGUCUGGCGCUUUCCAUAUGUCUGCUUCAGCGGUGGUGGAGGUGCAUUCCUCGUUCCCUAUCUUACCAUGAUGUGUCUGUGUGCCAUCCCACUGGUGUUCAUGGAGUUUACAGUGGGGCAGUACACAAAAAAAGGACCUGUUGAGGCGUUCAUCAACAUCUGUCCUCUAAUGAAAGGUGUGGGUGUGGCUAUGGUGAUGCUGUCCUUCAUCGUGGCCUCCUACAACAACACAGUCCUGACCUGGGUUCUGUACUACCUCUUCCACUCCUUCACAGCCCCGUUGCCAUGGCAGCUCUGUAAUGCCACCUGGAACAUUCCAGAGAACUGUUCCAGCUUCAUGGAAAACACCACCACCCACCUGCAGUCCGCCACUAAACAAUUCUUUGACCAUAGGCUCCUGGAAAUCACUGAGGGGAUUGAGACUGUGGGCCACCUGCGAUGGGAGCUGGUCGGAAUUCUCCUGCUGAUCUGGGUCAUCCUAUUCUUCUGUGUCUUCAAGGGGAUCAGAUCCACUGGCAAAGUGGUGUACUUCACAGCACUGUUUCCAUAUGUGGUCCUUCUGGCUCUUCUGUUCAACAAUGUCCGACUACCAGGAGCCCUGGAUGGCAUCCUAUUCUUCCUGACACCCAAAUGGAACAAACUGGGAGAGAUACACGUAUGGAUUGAUGCUACUGCUCAGAUCUUCUACUCAAUAGGCGUUGGAUUUGGCUGCUUACUGUCUAUGGCCAGCCACAACAAGCUCAACAAUAACAUCCUCAGGGAUGCAAUGAUUGUCACUUUGGCGAACUCUGCCACCAGUAUUUUUGCUGGCUUCGUCAUGUUCUCUGGCAUCGGCUACAUGGCACAUGUGCGCCACCUCCAAGUGGAGCAACUGGCUGUUGGAGGGCCUGGUUUGGCAUUUGUGGUUUACCCAGAGAUCUUCAGCACCAUGCCUGUCUCUCAGCUCUGGGCCUUCCUCUUCUUCCUCAUGCUGAUGUGUCUCGGCCUGGAUAGUCAGUUUGCCCUUGUGGAGGUCAUGGGGACUUUCAUUAUGGACAGCUUUGGCCCAAAGAUUCUCCUCAUGCUGAACUAUAAAGAGCUGGUGACCCUAUUACUCUGCUUCUUGACCUUCCUGCUUGGCCUUCCCUGCAUUACUCAGGGCGGGGUCUACAUCUUCCAGCUGUUAGACUAUUCUGUUGGCAUAACACUGAUGUUCACUUCUUUAUUUGAAGUCGUUGCUCUAAGCUGGAUAUUUGGAGUAUGGCGGCUCUCUAUCAUGGUGAAAAGGAUUCUGGGAAAGCCUCCAAACGUCUUCUUUAAGGCCUGCUGGUUGGUGGUCUCUCCGCUGUUGAUCGUGGCCAUAUUGGUCACUGCCAUGGUCCAGCGCAGCCCACUUCUUUACGGGAAGACAUAUCUCUACCCAGCAUGGGCUGAAGGUGUUGCAUGGAUCAUCACCUUUCUGUCCGUUGGCUGGAUCCCUCUUGGAGCCAUGCAUGAGCUUCUUGGAAGGAAAGGCACUUGCUUAGCGAGGCUGAAGGCGUCGGUGACUCCCAGGAUCACCCUGGAGGAGGUCUGUAAUGUGCCUGUCAAUGAAGACCAACAACAGGACCAUGUUAAGUCUCUGUACAGUCUCUCUGAGGUCAGUCCUCUACGUGACGAGAAAGACCGUGGGGACAUGUAG
Molecule: messenger RNA, 2286 nt
Organism: Salvelinus namaycush (lake trout)
Lineage: Eukaryota; Metazoa; Chordata; Actinopteri; Salmoniformes; Salmonidae
Product: sodium- and chloride-dependent GABA transporter 1-like
Exons: 18
Coding region: 1-2286 (761 amino acids)
Biological process (GO): sodium ion transmembrane transport
Cellular component (GO): membrane
Molecular function (GO): protein binding
Source: RefSeq, a predicted model, not a curated record